GUUCUUAGCCCUUACCCGUUUGCCACUUACCUUUCUGUCUCUCUCGAUCCCGGCGAAAUCCAAGCGUAGAAUAUCAGGCAACCGGCAGCUUAUUUCCACUGUUCUUGGUGGAAAAUUCACAUUCUAAUACGUGCUCUCUUUGCUCCAGUCUUAGCUGAUGGGAUUUGGGAAUAGAGGAAUCGUUGCUGACAAAUGGUCAGGGAGGCUUUUAUGGGUCUGUGCAAUUGGAAGUGCAAUUGGCUUCUAUAUGGUUGCUGUGGAAAGACAAACUCAGAAUAGAGCAAAAAUGAUGGCUGAAGCACUGGCGGAUGCAGGAUCAAGUAUAGAUGCCAGUGAGAAAAGUUGAAUACUAUGGGACUUAUAAUGCUAAUACAUUUCCAUUAGACGUCUUUUCUUAUCAUUUGGCUGGAAACUAUUCUGUUGUAAUAAGUACUCGCGAUCCUCAUAAACGAAAAGACAUUGCUGAACAAGAGUUAUCUAUACGAUCAAUCAUCAAAAUGAUAACUACAUGUAAUCGUUCAAAAAA
Solanum tuberosum (potato) is the source of this 526-nucleotide messenger RNA. RefSeq lists its product as uncharacterized. Lineage: Eukaryota; Viridiplantae; Streptophyta; Magnoliopsida; Solanales; Solanaceae. The coding region runs from base 158 to 346 and encodes 62 amino acids. The record is from RefSeq and is a predicted model, not a curated record. The transcript has 3 exons.